GCAGGAUGUACACGCUGCUGUCCGGCCUGUACAAGUACGUGUUCCGGAAAGACGAGUACUGCAUCCUGAUCCUGGGCCUGGACAAUGCCGGGAAGACGACCUUCCUGGAGCAGUCCAAGACCCGCUUUAGCAAGCACUACAGAGGGCUGAGCCUGUCCAAGAUCACCACCACCGUGGGCCUCAACAUCGGCACUGUGGACGUGGGGAAAACCCGCCUUAUGUUCUGGGACUUAGGAGGCCAGGAAGAGCUGCAGUCGCUCUGGGACAAGUAUUACGCCGAAUGCCAUGGCGUCAUCUACGUGAUUGACUCCACCGACCAGGAGAGGCUGUCUGAGUCCAAGCGAGCAUUCGAGAAGAUGAUCACAAGUGAGGUGCUGGAGGGCGUCCCCAUCCUGGUGCUGGCCAACAAGCAGGAUGUAGAGACCUGCCUCUCCAUCCCAGACAUCAAGACGGCCUUUAGCGACUGCAUCUCCAAGAUUGGGCGGAGGGACUGCCUGACUCAGGCCUGUUCAGCGCUCACAGGCAAGGGUGUGAACGAGGGCAUCGAGUGGAUGGUGAAGUGUGUCGUCCGCAACGUCCACCGGCCACCUCGGCAAAGGGACAUCACGUAGACAGAG
Chrysochloris asiatica (Cape golden mole) is the source of this 617-nucleotide messenger RNA. RefSeq names its product ADP-ribosylation factor related protein 1 (gene ARFRP1). Bases 6 to 611 code for a protein of 201 amino acids. The record is from RefSeq and is a predicted model, not a curated record. Gene Ontology annotation, cellular component: Golgi apparatus. Lineage: Eukaryota; Metazoa; Chordata; Mammalia; Afrosoricida; Chrysochloridae. The transcript is spliced from 7 exons. Gene Ontology annotation, biological process: protein localization to organelle; intracellular protein transport; Golgi to plasma membrane protein transport. Gene Ontology annotation, molecular function: GTP binding; GTPase activity.